UCAUAAUCAUAUUAUGACAGAAGAUUUUAGAUGCGUCUGCUGAGUACUAUGUGCUAGUUUAUACGAAGCCACAACAACAAAUGUUGUUUUCAACAGGGUACAAGAGGAAACAUGCUAAGACGCAAUCGGUACUGACAUUGUCUUGGUGACGCUUGGUUUCGUAUGUAUUCCAUCAUGAAGACUUAAAAAUACAUACAACUUUUUAAUCGUUUAUUUCUGAUUUUAAUGGGCUAGUUUAAAUUAAUUUUAAACAUAUGUAACUUUUAACUUUGUGUCCAGUAAUUCUGGAAAAUUGUCUAUUAAUUCUGGUCAAAUGCUAAAAAAAUCUAAUUAAAAGGAAGAUUUUAGAGUAAACAUAAAACAAACUGUUCAUGAAGAAAAAAUGGAUCCAAUUCCUCAAAGUACCAUAGUGAAAACCAGCACUGAAAACUCUGCUGUCAGACAGGAGCCCGAAUGCUCUACAGCUAAAGAAACCUGUACAAGCCAUCAUGUUCAGCGAAUUGACACUGAAAACAGUACCAGCACAACAACACCCAACCAUGAGCUCAGCAAGAUACAGACCUUUGUUUUCUUUGACUUGGAAACAACAGGUGCUGUUGGAAUGGACUGCAGAAUACUGGAACUUACUAUGAUUGCAGUCUCACGGGAGGACCUCCUUACUAUGAAGGUAAACAACGGUAUUAUGGUUGACAAUACACCAUCAUCAAAAAAGAAUAUUGAAAGUGUGUCGCCAGUACCUAAGCUUCCUCGUGUCAUCCACAAAUACACACGAUUGUACUAUCCAAGAAAGUUAAUACUCCCUGUCAUUGAAGAAUUAACUGGACUUAACAAUGAAUUGCUCCAUCGCUUACCAGGUUUUAGUUUUGCAAGUGCAGAAGCACUGAACCUAUUCUUGGAUCUUCCCAAACCAGUAGCACUUGUAGCUCAUAAUGGGAAUCGUUAUGAUUAUCCUUUAUUAAUGGCAGAAAUGAAUAAUGUUCUUGAUAAUAUAUAUACCUUGAAGAGUGUCUGUACACUUCUCUGUGUUGAUUCCUUGUUAGCAUUUAGAGCCAUUGAUUCUGAUUUAAAAAUAGAAGAGGAAGUUAAGGAAAUUUCAGAAAUAACAUCGCUAGCUGCAUCCUUUUCAUUUGAUGACAUGAAUAGCGAUGAUGAGGAUGGGGAGUUGGAUUUUGAACCUGAAAGAAAAAAGGUUCGAUGUAAAGGCAAUGGGGAUGAUUCCCGAAGAGCAAUUACCCCACCUUCUCCUAUGGAUGAAGGUCAACUGGAAAUUUCAGCAGAAUUACCUGUAACCCCUCUGAAAGACCAGUGCAUUAUAGUCAAUGCUCCUAAAACCCCUUUGAAAGCAAAGAUUAUGCCUAAACCUCCUGUCACUCCAGAAGCUAGUGCACAUGUAAGUAAGGUGAAUGGGACUAGUAGUGUCCGUCGUAGCUUAACAUAUGGAGUCAGGAAACGAAAGUGGGAUGGAACACAACCUUACAAACAAGUUAAUAUUUACAAACGCUUGUUUGGAAGUCAGUAUGAUGCUCAUAGAUCAGAAGCAGAUUGUAUUGCACUCCUUGAGAUAUGUGGUUUUUACAGUGACAGGUUUGUUAAUUGGGCAGAUAGUAAUAAUUCUAAAUUCACAAUGGUAAAACCCAUGUGGGAAAAAAGAAAAACCUUCAAAAUUAUGUGAUACUUUUGCAGCUGAUAGGAUCCAUAAAGAUUUUGUUUAUUCUCUUUAAUAAUCUUUUAAAUAUUUUACCAUGUUCACAAAUGUUUUGAUUGAUAUCCAGUAAGUCUGACUGGUGCUUAAUUUUAUCACUGAAGAAAUUUUAUAUAAUUUAGGAUAGAUGGCAAUUGCCAUAGUUUUUGCCAAGGGAAGUUAUUGAAUGGAAAGAUUUAGAAUUAAGUGGCAAUUUUACAGUUGUCAAGAGGCCAUACUAUUUAUUAUUUGAAUGCAUGUUGAUGCUGUUAAAAGAAAAUUGAGUGGUUUUUAACCUUGUUGUGCCUGCAUUUGGGGACAGUAAUGCAAAAUAUACCUUUCAUGUUUUAAAGAAAAUUGAGUGGUUUUUAAUCUUGAUGUGCCUGUAUUUGGGACAGUAAUACAAAAUAUACAUUUCAUGUUUUGUAAUUAAAAAUCUAGUUUUUUAUAGUAAAAUUGUAACUAAUUAAUUUAUCAUUGAAGUUUGGUAACAGUGAUUUACAAAGAAAUGUUCUAUUUCUAUGUCUUGAUAUACAUAGUUGAUUUAUACUGUGCCAUUUCAGACAAGUACUCAUUUACCAAACUGUCAGUUUAUAAAAUAAACCUUUAUAGCUCUAGUUUCUUUGUUUGAUGUUAAUUGACAUGAAGUCAUCCUUGUAUUUUUCAGGAAUUAUAAGGUUCUUAUGUUAUUUAUGAAUCAAAUUGAUGAUGUAUUUCAUUGUAGUGAAUUUAGAAUUUUUAUCUAUUUUCUGUGUGAAUCAUGUUUUAUGUACAUUAAUGUAACUGUUCUUCAUACAUUAGGUAUUUGUGAAGUCACUAUAGUAUUUAGUAUGAUAAGAUGUGCAGUAUCGAAAUUUAGUGUAAGUAGAUAGAGUUCAGUUGAUUAUAUGGUUAUAUCCUAUAGUAUUUCGAAGUUGAAAAAGGGACUAAUUUGGAAUUACAUAACUGUUAUUAGUGACUCCUAAUAGAGAAGUGAAAAAAAUAUGUUCUGCCUUAGUUAAACAUUUUAUAGCUAAAAAUCAAGGUCACAAAUAUGGUUAGUCCCAAAACUGAAUUCCACUGGCACUGAAAACUACAAGGGGAAAUAGAUUGUCAGCCAUCCAUCACUGCUAAGGAAUGUACAUAAAGAGUAUUUCUCUGUAUUAUAUCUUAUUUAAAUUGUAAUAGUUUUUAAUUUUAUUAUUUGAAUUGCAAUAGAUAUUAAUUUUGUUAUAUACUGCAUAGCAGCUAGAUUGUAUUAAAGUUCAGUGAUAUGCAAUUUUGAUUUUAUUUAAGAAAUACUGUAAACAUUUGUAGUUAUGAACUUUUUGUUCACGUAAUGUUAUUCAUUAUUCCUUUAGGAUGAAUUUAAGAGAUUCAGGUUUCAAGAUAGUGUAUAUCAGGAGAAUUGGUUAUAGUUUAAUCAUUUGCGCCUUUCAAAUUUUUUUGCUCAAUUUGUAAGGAUGAGAAUAUGAGGAUUUUUAAUACAGUACAAAAUUUAUUAUGCUGUUACCAAACUUUUUAGUCAUAUAACUUAUACAAUGCCAUUAUUAAAUUCUGGUUGGUAAUCAUAAUUAUUAUACAGUUAACCUCCUACCUCUGCAAAGUCAUUUUUGCAAGAAUGGGAAAGUAUGAAAUAGAAGGGAAUAAAUAUAUUUGAAGAACAAACCAUUGACUUAUUGCUGACUUCUUAACGAAGACCAAGCCAGUCAGUUUGAAAAGUUUGAGCUCUCUCCAGUGGGGAUUGCAUUGUAAAAUUUUUGCUGUAAUAGUCUGACACUUGCAGUUCAUUGUAACUUAGUUGAAGGCCUGUGUUUUUUGCAUCAGUCUUAUUUUUCCAGAGCAUAUUAUCAACUCUCCUAGUGAAAUUGAACAAAAAUUUAAAAAAUAAUAGAUUUGAAACUGCUUUAUUUCAAAUCAUAAAAUAAUGUGGCAGAUGAACUGUUUUUUUACCGUAAAGUGUGAAUUAAAAAAAAUUGUGUAAUGCAUUGAAUACUAUUGAAUAUAGUGCUCGUGUGAUUUAAAAUACUGAAAUAGAUUUUGAGUGCCUUAGUUUAAGUUAAAACUUUGUAUAGUGUCCAGAGAUAGGUAUGUUUCAACACAAAGUACUCUACAAACUUCUGAAUUUUUUUCUCUCUCUCUUUUUUGCUGUUUUAUGCCAUACUGUGAGGAACAGCGUGUUGUGAGCUGAGAUAGUCGUCAAAAGGGUGAAAGAAGUCUAAAGCCUUACACUCAGGUGAAUACCCUGCAUUACUUGUCCACCUUUUCUGCCUUCAUAUGUCUUCUUAAAUUACUAUGACAAAUAGCAAAGGGAUCAGUGCUGUUUCUUGUUUGACAUCAACAUUUAUCUCAGAUUUUUGGGUACACCUGCUAUUGUUUUUUAUCAAGAUGUAGUGUUACAGUGGAGUAAGAUCACCGGCUAAUUGAGUCUAUCUGGUGUUCUCUGUUUUUGCAAUACCCGUUUGGUAAUGUAACAGAUAUUACUGGCCUUCAUUUUCUAAGAACAGACACAUUGGCACACCCUUUAUGUGCUAAUAUUUUUAGGUUAGCAUUUGAAUUUUUUGUUGUAACCAACUAACUAGGAGCAUGAAGAUCACGAAUUAUGGGAACAUGUUGCAAAUUGUUUGAGGCACUGCAAUUACCAGUGUCCUAAGCAAGCUUGUUGUGUUAUAUGAGUAGUUCUUAAGUUGACAGGUGAGCAGGCAUCUUAAUAGUAUGGAAUCCACGGGCACUGUGCACCAAGGAAAGUAGCUGAAGAAGGGGAAAAGCAAUGGAGGUUGCAUUUAAGGGCCCAAAGCCAUUUGAGAUAUUUGAUUCUCUUCCUAAGCUAUUUUUAUCAUAGCAAUUCGUGCAGUGUACAAGGAUUUCUAGACAAAAUGAACUGUAUCUGAUUACGAGCUGUUUGGGAAAAAUAUUUUAAAAAUUUGCUUCUUCUUUGUCAUUCUCUUUCCUUUGUCUGGAAUGAAUCUUGAACCCCUUUCUCCAUAACCAUAGCUAUGUGAAUCCUUGAAUGGUGUAGCAGAAAGUUAUGGAAUCUUGUGACCCUGAGGAGGAAAUCUAUGAGGUUGGUAAUGAAGAAUCUUUUGGGUGGACGAGUUGAUAUAUGAAAAUAUGGCAAUAAAGCCAAGAACUAGAGCACUUUUAGGUCUACCAGAUCACUUGUAUCCUGUGGCAGGGCUGGCUCUCAACUGCUUAAUAUCCCUAUGGUUUUGUGAGAUUUUAAUGUUGGGUAUUUUAUUUUAUUAAAUAUUUAAUGAUAUAGUAAAUUGUAUAUGGCUCAUUUGCAAAAUGAUAGAUGAGGUCCUGUGGAUAGUACUUGGAAUUUUACAAUCUUAUGGAUCCAGUAGGUCCUGAAGGCUUCAAAUAAUCAGUUACCUUAGUGUACAAAUAUUGUAUAUGAUAACAAGUUUAUUGCACUUUCUCUGUUCAUUAAAUCUAAAAUGACAUAUUAUUUAUUGUAUGUCCUAAGCAAUUUCUAUGUGAGUUUAUAACACUGUUGCAAAUGUUUCUGUAUGUUUUAUAUAUUAGUAGUACAUAUAUGUAAUUCGUAGUUUGUUAUUUGGUAUUUGUAUAUUCACUUAAUUGCACGCAGUUGUGCAAGGGAAUACUAUUGCAGAUUAUUUUUGGGGAAUCACUUUUCAUUUUACUUAUGUUGGGAACAUAUCUGCAGUGGGCUCCCAAAAUCAAGGCAAAUUCAGUUCCUCAAAACAGUUUGACCAAAUUUGUCUUUCUCCAAAUUCUUCUUCCCCUGAUCAUUCUUCGUUAUUUCCACAGACUGGCUAACACUAACCCUUAUCCAAUCUAUUGCCUGCACACAUCCUAUAGUCCAGGAAAUUCAAGAUUAGCUUUUCUCACUUCAAUGCAGAAAAAGCUGGUCUGCUUCUGCUGGACCCUGAACCAUGUGGACAUCCUUGGCAAUGAGUAAUUGGACUUGUUAGUCCACUCUGCAGCUUUGUUGGGAUGCCUGGAUUUCAAAACCAUCCCAUAUUCAGACUAUAUUUCCCAUGUUGCUGUAACUACCUACUAAGUUGCUGGCAGUCUUUCUGAACUAGUAUCUCAAAUAACAAGCCCUGUGCAGUUAAACCUACCAUACUACCAUCAUUGAACUCAUGUCAAAGAAAAGAUGAUGCGAAACAGCACUUGACCGACUACAUAUCGGUCAGUAAUGCACUUCUACUUGCUGAACGAAUCCCCUUCAACACUGUGUCCAACUUGUUAUACCCCUCUUUCAGUAUCUCACAUAAUGCUUUCCGGCCCAUAGCAGUUGCACGCAACAGAGCAUUUCCCAGCCUAACCUCUCCAUGUAGCCUUCAAUGUAUUCCCACCGAAGCAAAACACUUCUUCAUAGAAAGUGUAAUCUACUUCCUUCAACAAAUAAACAUUCAUCAAAUAUGGCUUAUCAGUCACUAACUUUGACCAUACAUUAUUCUUCUGUUAUUUUUUAUGAAAAUGUAAUUGAUCCUUUCAUUUUAAUCAAUAUAUUGUGUUAGAUAGCAAUAGACUCAUAUUACAAAGAAUCAAAAGUCUAAUUUCUGACAUGAUAUUAAAACGGGAUGUAUUUAGAUACUGAAAUUUAUUUUCUUAUUUAUCGAAGCUUUAUGAUGUAAAGUAGCAUUUGAUCAGUGACCAUGUUCUUACCUCAUCCCUAGAGCCUCUCUCACAAGUGCUAGUCACUGUUCUGUUUUACUUAUGAUGAAAAUUUCUCCUUCUGCCAACUGCCACUUGUCUACAAUGGAAAAUGUUAUUUCAUAUAUUGGUUCUUUGAAUUUCUUUACUUUCCUGUAAAGCUUUGGUAUUCUGUUCUUACUUGCUUCCCGUCUUUGUUUUCUGCCAUUGAAGACUGUAGCCAUGACGUCGGAGGUCACGUGAUCACCUGGCCCUUGGCCACAUCAAAGAAAUACAUGGAGCUCAAAUUAAAUAGGUCAUAAAAUCCUAUUAGUAUUACAAAGCUUUACAUUCAUUUAACAAAUAAUGAUAUUUUUCACGCUCAAGAACACAUUCUAGUACUAUUUAGAAACCGACAGUGUAUUAUUACUGAAAUAAUUGCACUUAUACCUGGCGUACAGACAGUGCAGACGACAGUGCUGUCAAGAUUGACAAUAAACCUCAAUAAGCAUGUCAUCCUCCAUUGCAAGUUAUAACUCACAACAAAUAUACAACGUAAAUUUAAGUAAUAGAUCAAAGGUUGAUAAAAAAAACCAUUAUUAACCAAAGUUCAGAUGUUUGUUUAUCUUUUGGCACCAGAUUACUGAAACAAAAUUGAAUCACAGUCUGAUUUUAACCUGUAUAGAUAUUUUCAAGUGUUCUAACAUAAGAUUCAUCUAUUCCUUGCUUUUGAAGGGGUUUCAUUACUGCUGAAGUUCUGACAGAAUCAAAAGCUUUCUCAUUGUCUAUAAAUGCCAUACAUAGUGGUUUGUCAAACUCAGUUGAUUUUUCCUUUAGCUGGUUAAUUAUACGGAUAUGGUCAGUUGUUGAAUACCUGAUUCUAAAACCUGCCUGCUCUCUUGGUUGAUUAAAGUGUAGCUGUCUUUCUAUUCGGCCCAAUAUGAUCUUUGUAAAUAUUUUAUAUAUUACCGAGAGUAAACUUAUUGGGCGGUAAUUUUUCAGGUCUUUAUGUCUUCCUUUUUGUGAAUUAAUAUAAUCAUAAAGUUUUUCCAAGAUGUAGGCAUAGAGCAUUCUUACAAACAUUUUGUGUAAAGUUCAGCGAGUUUUACUAUAAUGAUAUCUCCUCCAUCUAUUAUUAAAUCAAUUGUCAGGCCAUCCAUUACCCGAGUCUAAAUUGGUAACCUUAGGCUUAUACAUUUAUAUUCCUCUCGUCUAUUUCUGGCCCAUGCAUUUCUUAUGGGGAAAAAUUAUGUGGCCCAAGGACUACAGGUUCAGAAGUAGCGACGUCACGCUACGGUACUCAAAUGUGAUUAACCUCUUCACUUCAGUCAAUUUUCACUGUCUUGUUUUCCUGAGGCUUGUAUAGAGAAGGUUUCCUCUCUCAUUAACCAUUAAAUUACAGAAUCUAAUCGUUAAUCCUAAUUUCUCUGCUGGUUCCAUUUUCCCAUUUUCUUGUUUAGGAGGAUUGCAAGAGAAUUUCUGUAUAUCGUAUAUCAGUUGGUUUACACAGAUUGUAUUUUCGUGAUCAUUGGGUUUAAUAGUUAUUAGUGGCUAAUGUCGUGAGAUAUUAAUGAGGGCUAUUCUCCUGAAAGGAAGACUUGAGACUCUUUCAUUUGUUGACAAUGUCCUUUAAGGCUGGAGGCAGUCUAGCCUACGCAAAAGAAGUUUGUAUGUUUUUUAUAUAGGAAUACAUAAUUUAAAAUGUUUUACUUUGAGAGUUUACAGUACAGUACAUUGAUUUGUAUUUGGGUAUAAUAACUGUUACAAUAAGGUUUACAGUAUAUAUUUUUAUAGGUAACUUUAAUGCCUUUUUAUUUGAUAAAUAAAGUACAUUAAUA
This is a messenger RNA of Macrobrachium nipponense, 8103 nucleotides long. RefSeq lists its product as uncharacterized. The record is from RefSeq and is a predicted model, not a curated record. Gene Ontology annotation, molecular function: 3'-5'-DNA exonuclease activity; nucleic acid binding. Gene Ontology annotation, biological process: DNA catabolic process. The coding region runs from base 383 to 1672 and encodes 429 amino acids. The transcript is spliced from 3 exons. Gene Ontology annotation, cellular component: cytoplasm. Lineage: Eukaryota; Metazoa; Arthropoda; Malacostraca; Decapoda; Palaemonidae.